Nicrophorus vespilloides is the source of this 767-nucleotide messenger RNA. RefSeq names its product protein YIPF5-like. Gene Ontology annotation, biological process: endoplasmic reticulum to Golgi vesicle-mediated transport; vesicle fusion with Golgi apparatus. Gene Ontology annotation, cellular component: trans-Golgi network; membrane. The transcript is spliced from 4 exons. Lineage: Eukaryota; Metazoa; Arthropoda; Insecta; Coleoptera; Silphidae. The record is from RefSeq and is a predicted model, not a curated record. The coding region runs from base 1 to 561 and encodes 186 amino acids.
AUGUUGAUAAAAACUUCGGCAUGUUCAAUUGGCCAGGAACUGAAGAUUAGCCACAAAACCGUUUGGAACCACUUGCAUAAGACUGGUCUCAAGAAGAAGCUCGAUACCCUGACCGUUUUGAACCCGUUCCGGACUCCAGAAGCUGCGGCCGUUCAGGACACGGAUUUCGCCGGGCCCCUGGUUUUCUGUUUAACCUUCGGGGCGUUUUUAUUGCUGUCUGGUAAAGUGCACUUCAGCUACAUCUACGGGAUAGGCGUGUUGGGAUGCCUGUCCAUCUGGGCGCUCCUCAGUCUCAUGUCCACCAGCGGAGUUUCUUUCGGAACCGUCGUCACUGUGCUAGGAUACUGCAUCCUUCCUAUGGUCGGUCUGUCCGGCAUCAAUGUUGUAUUAAGCUUGCAGGGGUACAUUGGCAUCGUGCUGACUUCCAUAGCGAUAUUCUGGUGCAGUCUCUCCGCUUCAAAACUGUUCGUGACAGCUCUCGGCAUGGACCACCAACAGCCGCUCGUCAUGUAUCCUUGCGCCCUACUUUACGGAGUAUUCGCACUCAUCACCAUCUUCUGAGUUAGGGUUCAAUCCGGAAGAUGUUUAGGAAAUUACGCGAUAUUUACAUUCUCUUAAUUAAAAGCAAUCAACAAAUAAUCACACAAUAAAAAUAAUCAAAUAAUAACAGUAAAAUAUUAUAAAUCAAUUAAUUUCUCUUCAAAUUAACAUAUUACUUUCAACGCUUCAAAUCCAAAGAGAAUAAAAUUGUUUACUUUUCUAUAAUA